Messenger RNA from Condylura cristata (star-nosed mole), 1038 nucleotides. RefSeq lists its product as uncharacterized. The record is from RefSeq and is a predicted model, not a curated record. The coding region runs from base 1 to 1038 and encodes 345 amino acids. NCBI's taxonomy places the organism in Eukaryota, Metazoa, Chordata, Mammalia, Eulipotyphla, Talpidae. The transcript is spliced from 3 exons.
AUGGACAGAGUGCUGGUGAAGCUACAGCGUAGUUACGCGGACAAACGCCUUUGGGGGAUAAUCUGUCAAAAUGCCUUUAACCCACGGGUUUGCGUUGCCGAGAGCAACCUCCCACCGCUACCCCUCCUCCGAAGUCCCGGCUGGAGGCUAGGGGCGACCCCUCAGGCUCUCGCUCGGCCCUCGCCCCCCGCGCCCGCGGAGCCGUUCGCCCGCGGCCUCGGCGGGACGAUGCUGGAGUCCAUUCGGGUGACGGGUGAGUGCGAAGAGGGACUGGCCCCGGUGCUUGUGGCGGCGGCCAACGUCCCCUCGGCCGGCCGCUCUAGGCGGAUGGGGGAGAAGCUUCACUGGCCUGAGCAAGAACUUGCCAAGAAGUCUGUUCUAAAUGUUGAAGAGUCAUUGAUCACUGACAACAAAAGAAGCAUUUCACAUUUACCUCCUGGGAUACUUAAGGACAUUUUCACAACUGGAACCAGUAGUUACAAUGUCCUCCUACAGAGCAAAGAGGAAAAAAAACAUCUUUCACAAAAGCAGUCUUCCUCCACCUACUCCAAAAGAUGUAGAAACCCCAACAAAACUCCUUCCUCUUCUCAUAGUAAAGAUCCUCGCAAGAUAAAAGCCCCCAUGCCCGUGAUGAGCAGUGCUAGCUGGUACUGCCUAGAAAGGCAGUCUGCUGUUUUUGUCACGAGUUCAGUGUUGAGUCCUGCAAAGUUCACACAUGAUAUCUCUGUUACAGGGAACAGCAUAGUUAUCCCACCUAAACCCAAAAGCAAGGUCAAGCAGCGUCAUUUGUCCACUCUUCAAAAACCAAAGCCACAACCUCAGCUGUCUAGAAGUUUUGAAAAAGGAGAUGACUUUUCUGGAAAGAAAUUUUGUAUACUGACUGCUAUAAAGCCCACCAACUUAGAGAAAGAAAAACUGAGGUUUUUCAAGUCUGACUAUACCUACAAUCCUCAGUUUGAGUAUGCUAAUCCUUCUCUGCCAAGUGUGUUAGCCAAACACAGCAACGCUUCUAACCGAUUUCUUAAGCAGGUAAAAUGA